UCCAGCCAUCACGUGGAGUAACAAAUCUGCUAGCAGCUCAAACUACCUUGCUGCUGAGCAGAAAUGUUGGAUAGUAAAAUUGGUUCGAUUGCAGCCGGCAUCGGUGGGGCCUUGUUGAUCGGUUAUUGCAUUUAUUUCGACAGAAAACGGAGAAGUGAUCCUAACUUCAAAAAAAGAUUGCGUGAACGUAGGAGGAAGCAAAAAAUCGCACAGGAAAAGUCUGGAUUAGCCAGGAUACCAGAUCUGAAAGAUCCUGGAGCUGUGCAACAGUUCUUUCUUGAUGAGAUCCAGCUUGGAGAAGAGCUGUUAGCACAGGGAGACUAUGAGAAAGGUGUGGACCACUUGACUAAUGCAAUUGCUGUGUGUGGACAGCCCCAGCAGCUCUUACAGGUGCUCCAGCAGACUUUACCUCCACCUGUCUUCCAGAUGCUUAUUACCAAAGUACCCACCGUCAGCCAGCGGAUAGUAAGUGCCCAGAUCUUGGCUGAAGAUGAUGUUGAAUGAGCACGCAUGGAUUUUGCUUGGCCAUAGAGAAAGCCUAGUAAAAGACUCAUUCUAAAUCAUGUGCUGUGAAAUGCUGCUGUGAAGUCUUUCUCUGUGUAUAUUUUAUUUGUAUUAUAUAUGUAUAUUUUAAUUUAAUGCAUAUAUUUUGGAGAGUAGUCAUUCUCAAUACUACAAUAUUAUAUGAAAAAUCUUGAUAUGUUUAAAAUACUCUGAUGGGUAGAGAUUGACAUUGCUGUUAAAGGAAGAUGCAUGGCUUCAGAUUUUCUACUAAUAUAAAGAAUAUGUAUUUCAGCUUACACUGUGCGUUAAUUAUAUUGAUCUUGUAUCAUGUGUUAUGAGAUUUUCUAUGUAGUUAGAAAAUGAAAUAUGUCCUUUUUCAAUGUUUGGGUAUAAUUUUGAUUACUCUAGGUAAAAUUUGUCAGUCACUAAACAGCAGUUACAUGUUUACAUCACAUGCACAAACACAUUUCAUUUAGGUUUUUUCACAGCUACUACGCCAAAGGAUGUCUAAUGUCACCAAGAGACAUUUUCCCAUCUAAACAUUUAUCUUGUGAUAUAGUUUAUACCAGUAAGAGGCAGUAAUAAUAAAGAAUAGGUGCAGUUACUUG
Molecule: messenger RNA, 1112 nt
Organism: Electrophorus electricus (electric eel)
Lineage: Eukaryota; Metazoa; Chordata; Actinopteri; Gymnotiformes; Gymnotidae
Product: mitochondrial import receptor subunit TOM20 homolog
Biological process (GO): protein targeting; protein import into mitochondrial matrix; intracellular protein transport
Cellular component (GO): mitochondrial outer membrane translocase complex
Molecular function (GO): transmembrane protein transporter activity
Source: RefSeq, a predicted model, not a curated record